AUGCAGCUCACCACCGCCCUUACUACCUUCAUCCUCUCCGCCUCCGCCACCCCCCUCCUCCCCCGCGACUCCCCCCCUCCACCACCACCACCCACCUGGACACCCCCCGCCAUGAACCUCACCACCAUCAGCAUCACAGCCCUCAGCCCGGGCAACCCGAUCGACAACACGUACCUCUCCGCGCACCACACAGGCCUCUGGCUCAACUACACCGCCGCCGCCGACCCCUCGACCACCUGCGCCCUCGUCAACGACCGCGGCGUCGGCGCCACCGUCCCCGCGCGCCCCUGGGCCGUCUUCCUGCACAACAACGACACCACCACGCUCUCGCUGUACAACGGCCCCAACGAACCCGGCAGUAGCGGAUCCUGGCAAACCGUCUUCGACGACCGCAGCGCCGGCCUCCUGCGCUACCGCGGCUUGCCCAACGAAGCGCCGCCGACGGACGCGUGGCCGGACGCGGUGAGCGGGUGGACGCAGAGCACGCCGACGGUGGGGGGUAGUGUGGAGUUGUUGUGGCAGGGGGCGAGGCUGUGGGCGUGUGAUUUGGGGGGCGCGUGGAGGGUGAGUACGCAGGAGUGGAAGGUGUUUCCGAUGGGGACGAGGGGGUGUGUGCGGUUUAUCGCGAGGAUCGUGAGGGAGGGCGGGGAGGAGCCGGCGGUGGGGUGUGUGUACUCGCCGGAUUUUUGA
Lasiodiplodia theobromae is the source of this 690-nucleotide messenger RNA. RefSeq names its product Cell wall protein. Lineage: Eukaryota; Fungi; Ascomycota; Dothideomycetes; Botryosphaeriales; Botryosphaeriaceae. The transcript has a single exon. The record is from RefSeq and is a predicted model, not a curated record. The coding region runs from base 1 to 690 and encodes 229 amino acids.